Messenger RNA from Chrysochloris asiatica (Cape golden mole), 480 nucleotides. RefSeq names its product leukocyte-associated immunoglobulin-like receptor 1 (gene LAIR1). Lineage: Eukaryota; Metazoa; Chordata; Mammalia; Afrosoricida; Chrysochloridae. Bases 1 to 480 code for a protein of 159 amino acids. The record is from RefSeq and is a predicted model, not a curated record. The transcript has 2 exons.
AUGAGGAUGAAUGCGGAUGUGGAUUUGGGGGCAUGUGUGACUUUCGUAUGUCGUGGCCCUCCUGGGGACCACAUAUUCAGACUGGAGAAAGAAGGGGAACCUCUACAUACUGUGAAGAGCAAUUCUGGGACUGCGGCAGAGGCUAGAUUCUUCAUCACCUCAGUGAACAAAGACUCUGGAGGGCAUUAUCGCUGUCUCUAUUACACAGGGGAUGUCUGGUCUGAGCGCAGUGAGUUGGUGGAACUGAUGGUGACAGAUGAGGAGUUACCCAGAGUCCCCACCCUUCUCAGACUCUCCUCUCGUGUUUGCUUGUCCCCAGGCCCUAGGUCCUGUCCCCAGCUCUAUCAGGGUUACAGAAAUACCCCUGCUUUCUUUCCUGACCUAGUCUCUUACGCCUCCUGGUUCUCUCUCUCCUCAGCACACAUUUUCAUUCUGCCUUCAGACAUCACUGGGCUCCCUGGACACCUGGAUCUCCUCUGA